Helianthus annuus (common sunflower) is the source of this 1166-nucleotide messenger RNA. RefSeq lists its product as uncharacterized. The coding region runs from base 184 to 825 and encodes 213 amino acids. The record is from RefSeq and is a predicted model, not a curated record. Lineage: Eukaryota; Viridiplantae; Streptophyta; Magnoliopsida; Asterales; Asteraceae. The transcript has 4 exons.
CCCUAUAUCUAUCUAUAUCUACUCCCCCAAUCACUUCCCUCAUCUGAAGUCAUUGCUUUCGUUUCUCCGGUCAAAUCCUCCACCUCCGGACCCACCCCUGCAUUUCCCCCUCUUCUUCCCUCCACCCUCCAUUUUUAUACCUUCAAAAUCACCACUCACAACACCCACAACAACACAAUCAUCAUGGGGUUCUUAUUUUUGAAAGAUGAAAGAAGCAAGAGAGCAUUAAGAGGAUUCAAAACCAUAUUCUUUUUGGUCACCAUGAUCAUAUCGUUCUUGUUCUUUUCCGCUCCGAUUUUGUUCGCGGUCUCGGACGCUUUGCUUCCGACUGCUCUGUUGUCUACUUCUCUAUCGACGCUGUCGUCGUCGCCGGAGUUUUCGGUUUUCCAAACGCUGAAUUCUCAUUUGAGUAAUUACGAUUUCCGGUAUUCCUUGAUUGAUAUCCCGUUGAUUUCGAUAAUCAGGUCGGGUAUCAUCCUAUGUGUGUACGGACUAUGUGACGGUCCGGGGUUAUCUAGGGGACCGUAUUUGGGGAUCACGACGGUUUGUUCGGUGGUUUCUUUGUUGUUUGUGUCGAUUAAGGCGGCGUAUGUGUUUGGUGGCGGCAACAGGGGUUUCACGGCAGCGGAGGUGGCGUUGUUCGUGUGUUCGCUGUCGUUGGCCGUCGGGCAUAUCGUGGUGGCGUACCGGACUAGUUGUAGAGAAAGACGGAAGCUUCUUGUGUACAAAAUUGACAUUGAAGCAGUGUCCACAUUCAAGAAUGGGUUUCCAAGGUACCCAAAGAUUCUUCAAGAUGAAAGAGUCAAACUCAAAUUGCAAAAGUAGAUGUGGAAGUGGAAGCAUAACUAUUCCCAUCUUAUCCUCGAUCUUUUCAAUGGCCAGCCUAGAUUCCCAAUAUCCAAGAUUCAGGUUUUCCAAAGGAGAACUUUAACUUGAUGGCCAAACAUGAAGAGAUAACCAAGAUAGAUGAAUUAAGUUUGUGUACAUAUGUAAACUAAGAGUUAUAUGUUGUUUCUUGUAUAGAAGUGGAAGUAAAGUAUCGUGUUUGCGAUCUGUCUUCCAACAAAAAAAGAAGAAAAAAAUCAUGUAUAGUUAUUUUCGUGUUUACUAGAUAUUGAAAUAUUUACAUACAUCUUUUUUAGGGAUGUACACAUUAAAAGGGUCAA